Chelonia mydas (Green sea turtle) is the source of this 3320-nucleotide messenger RNA. It is a transcript of the gene ABCF1, whose product is annotated as ATP binding cassette subfamily F member 1. The transcript is spliced from 28 exons. The record is from RefSeq and is a predicted model, not a curated record. Gene Ontology annotation, molecular function: ATP binding; ATP hydrolysis activity. The coding region runs from base 179 to 2911 and encodes 910 amino acids. Lineage: Eukaryota; Metazoa; Chordata; Testudines; Cheloniidae.
AGGGCGUCUCUACUGCUCCGCGACUCUCUGGGCGCUCCAUGGGUGCCGCGGAAGCCACUCUGGGCUGGGCGCUUCCGGCACUCGAUGGUCAGGCUGGGCCGCCCCGCGCAGGCGCAGGGGUAAGGUUUCCCGGCUGCUGGCCGGGGCUGCAUGUGAGCGCUGGGCGCGGUGACCGGCCAUGCCGAAGGCGGGGAAGCAGCGGCCGCCGCAGGAAGAGUGGAUCGGGGAUGGGGAGCAGAAGGUCGGGGAGGCCACAGACAAAGUGGUGAAGAAAGGCAAGAAGGACAAAAAGACUAAGAAGUCGUUCUUUGAGGAGUUGGCCGUGGAGGAAAAACAAGUCAGUGAGCAGCAGGCUGUCAUUAAAGAGAAGGAGCAGCAGCAGCAACAGCUUCAACAACAGAAAAAGAAACGAGAAAAGAAGAAAGACAAGAAGAAGAAGGAGGUAGAGGAGGAUGAGGAAGAGCACCAGCUGAUUGAGAAGCUGAAGAAGCUGUCGGCUCCAGGCAGCGAUGAGGAUGAGGAAGCGACCGUUCCCGUCACCAAAGGUGGCAAGAAGAAGAAGGGAGGGAAUGUGUUUGCCGCCCUGAGCCAGGAGCAGAGUGAGGAAGAAGAGGAGGAAGAAGAGACUCCAAGACCUGCCAAACUCAACAAGAACAAGAUCAACAAGGCCCCACCUGAUGAUGAAGAGGAGAAGCAGCCAGGGAAGAAGUUGACAAAGGACGACAAGCCAAAGGGAAAACAGCAGGAAGAAGAGGACGAUAAAAAGAGGAAGAGCAGGAAAAACGAGAAGACCAAAGGGAAGCAGCAGGCAGGGGGAUCAGGCUUUGCUGUUCUGGCCCAGAGCGAGGAAGAAGAGGAGAGUGAAGAGGAAUCCAAACCCAAAGGCAAAGCAAGCAAGACUGUGAAUAAACAGACAGGGUCUGGUGAAGCCGGGAAAAAAACAAAAGGAAAAAAGAAUCAACCAGCCCACAAUAAAUUUGCUGCUCUGGAGUCCGAGGAGGAGGAGUUGGAGGAAGACGAGGAGGAGCCAGAGAAGAGCAAGGAGAAGCCGAAGCGAGGCAGCGAGCCCCAGUCAGAGGAGGAUGAGGAGGAUGAGGGGGAGAAGAAGGACGACGACCCCUAUGCUCAUCUCAGCAAGAAAGAGAGAAAGAAACUCAAGAAGCAGCUGGAGUUUGAGCGGCAGGUGGCAACGCUGAAGGCGGCCAACGCGGCGGCGAACGACUUCUCGGUGUCACAGGCGGAGAUGUCCUCGCGCCAGGCCAUGCUGGAGAAUGCCUCCGACAUCAAGCUGGAGAAAUUCAGCAUCUCCGCUCACGGCAAGGAGCUCUUCGUCAACGCAGACCUUUACAUCGUGGCUGGGCGCCGGUACGGCCUGGUGGGACCCAAUGGGAAGGGCAAAACCACCUUGCUGAAGCACAUCGCAAACCGGGCCCUGAGCAUCCCCCCUAACAUUGACGUGCUGCUGUGCGAGCAAGAGGUGAUAGCAGAUGAGACCCCCGCAGUCCAGGCGGUGCUCAAGGCCGACACCAAGCGGCUGAAGCUGCUGGCGGAGGAGAAGCGGCUGCAGGCUCUGCUGGAGAAAGGGGACGACAGCGUGGCUGAGCAGCUGGAAAAGGUGUACGAGGAGCUCCGGGCCACGGGGGCGGCCGCGGCGGAGGCCAAAGCCCGGCGCAUCCUGGCUGGUCUGGGCUUCAACCCUGAGAUGCAGAACCGGCAGACCAAGAAGUUCUCGGGUGGCUGGCGCAUGAGGGUGUCUCUGGCCAGGGCCUUGUUCAUGGAGCCGACGCUGCUGAUGCUGGACGAACCCACCAACCACCUGGAUCUCAACGCCGUCAUCUGGCUCAACAACUACCUGCAGAUGUGGAAGAAAACUCUCCUCAUCGUCUCCCACGACCAGGGCUUCCUGGACGACGUCUGCACUGACAUCAUCCACCUGGACAUGCAAAAACUCUUCUACUACCGGGGCAACUACAUGACCUUCAAGAAGAUGUACCAGCAGAAGCAGAAAGAGCUGCUCAAACAGUACGAGAAACAGGAGAAGAAACUGAAAGACCUCAAGGCUGGCGGGAAGUCGACGAAACAGGCGGAGAAGCAAACCAAAGAGGCCCUGACGCGAAAGCAGCAGAAAUGCCGCAAGAAGAACCUGGAUGAAGAGGCUAACGAGGCCCCCGAGCUGCUGAAGAGGCCCAGGGAGUACACGGUGAAAUUCACCUUCCCCAACCCGCCGUCACUCAGCCCCCCGAUUCUGGGCCUGCACGGUGUUGUGUUUGGCUACGAGGGACAGCAGCUGCUAUUCAAGAGUCUGGAUUUUGGGAUCGACAUGGAGUCUAGAAUCUGCAUCGUGGGGCCGAACGGCGUAGGGAAGAGCACACUGCUGCUGUUGCUGACGGGGAAGCUCACGCCGACAAGAGGGGAGAUGAGGAAAAACCACAGACUAAAAAUCGGCUUCUUUAACCAGCAAUACGCCGACCAGCUGAACAUGCAAGAGACGGCGACCGAGUACUUGCAGCGCAACUUCAACCUGCCCUACCAGGACGCCCGCAAGUGCCUGGGGCGCUUCGGCCUCGAGAGCCACGCCCACACCAUCCAGAUCUGCAAGCUCUCUGGAGGCCAGAAGGCUCGCGUGGUGUUUGCCGAGCUGGCCUGCAGGGAGCCCGACGUCCUCAUUCUGGACGAACCUACCAAUAACCUGGACAUCGAGUCCAUCGACGCCCUGGCUGAUGCCAUCAAUGAGUACAAAGGGGCCGUCAUCAUUGUGAGCCACGACGCCCGGCUGAUCACAGAGACCAAUUGCCAGCUGUGGGUGGUGGAGGAGCAGAGCGUUGAGCAGAUUGACGGCGACUUCGACGACUACAAGCGCGAGGUGCUGGAGGCCCUGGGCGAGGUCAUCAUCAACCGGCCCCGCGAGUGAGUUGGGGGCGGGGCCUCCUGAAGCUCCUCCCCCCCCAUGAUGGACUCUCCGUUCACCCGCCUGCCCCUUUGUAGCAGGACUUUUGUGCAGCUGGAUAGCAAAGGAGGCGUGGCUACAAUGAUGGGGUGGGGCUCAGCUUUGGGGGUAGGGCUAAAGAGAUGGAAGUGGGGCUAAACCUGUGAAGGUGGGGGUGUUUUUUUGCCACCCCCAUUCCUUUCUGGGAAGGGCCACCGGUUAUUUAUAUGAAGGGGCGGGGGGAGUUUGUAUUGGAACGGUCUAUUCUGGGCCAGGUGGGGAGGGGACUGUGCCAUUGCUGGACUCUUCUCACCCCCCCCAGCUGCUCCGAGGAUGCUUCGAGCCUUGUUCUGCUUCCGUUUGACAGGAUUCAAUUAAAACAGGAAGUCAAAAA